Messenger RNA from Pipistrellus nathusii (Nathusius's pipistrelle), 1071 nucleotides. The record is from the annotation of a GenBank genome assembly. Lineage: Eukaryota; Metazoa; Chordata; Mammalia; Chiroptera; Vespertilionidae.
AUGGAAGACCUAGAGGAAACUUUAUUUGAAGAAUUUGAGAACUACUCCUACACCUUGGACUAUUCCUCCCCGGCGUCUCCUCCAGAAGAGAGAGCCCCCCUGGAGGUAGUGCACUGGGUCUCCCUGGUGCUGUACUGUGUGGCCUUUGUGCUGGGCAUCCCGGGCAACGCCACUGUCAUUUGGUUCACGGGUUUCAAGUGGAAGAAGACAGUCACCACCUUCUGGUUCCUCAACCUAGCCGUGGCAGAUUUCAUUUUCCUUCUCUUCCUGCCCCUCUAUAUUGCCUAUGUGGCCAUGAACUUCCACUGGCCCUUUGGCCUCUGGCUGUGCAAGGCCAACUCCUUCAUCGCCCAGCUGAACAUGUUUGCCAGUGUGUUCUUCCUGAUGGUGAUCAGCCUGGACCGCUACGUUCAGCUGGUCCACCCUGUCGUGGCUCACCGGCACCGGACGCUGAGGAACUCCCAGAUCGUGACCGUGUUCAUCUGGCUUGUGGCUUCUCUCAUCGGGGGUCCCUCCCUAUACUUCCGGGAGACAGUGGAGGUGAAUAACCACACGUUGUGCUACCACAACUUCCACGAGCACGACUACGACCUCGCCUUGAUGAGGCACCAUGUGCUGACCUGGGUGAAGUUUGUGAAUGGGUACCUCGCCCCUUUGCUGACCAUGAGCGUUUGCUAUCUGUGCCUCCUCUUAAAGGUGAAGAAGCAAAGCAUCCUGGUCUCCAGUAGGUAUUCCCUGACCAUCCUAGCUUUGGUCCUGGCCUUUCUGAUCUGCUGGACCCCUUAUCACAUAUUUAGCAUUUGGGAGCUCAGGAUCCACCAGGGCAGCCAUGUCCACCAGGUGCUGCGGGCUGGCCUCCCCCUCUCCACCGCUCUGGCAUUCCUCAAUAGCUGCCUGAACCCCAUCCUUUAUGUUCUAAUUAGUAAGAAGUUCCAGGCGCGCUUUCGAGCCUCGGUUGCUGAGAUACUGAAGUACACGCUGUGGGAAGUCAGCUGCUCUGGCACGGUGGGCGAGCAGCUUAGGAGCUCUGAAACCAAGAACUCGGGUCUCCAGGAAACAACGGCUCAGUGA